AUGCGGGGAUCGGGGAAUUUUAGGAACCCCAUCCCCAACUUUUUUCGAGCCGAGGACAUUUUCGAGGUUCCCGAACCCGACCAACAGUCGGUCGGAAUUCCGACUGUCGGAAUGGCGAAAUGCCAGCUAGGUCUGAUUCCGACCGAGCAGUUUGGAAAGUCGGUCGGAAUUCCGAUUGUCGGAAUAACGGAAUGCCAACUCGGUCGGAUUUCGAUCGACUGA
This is a messenger RNA of Anisakis simplex (herring worm), 222 nucleotides long. The record is from the annotation of a GenBank genome assembly. NCBI's taxonomy places the organism in Eukaryota, Metazoa, Nematoda, Chromadorea, Rhabditida, Anisakidae.